CCCAUUUUUCAAGAGGACUUGAAAAUUAAUUGCUGAUAAUCAAGAUGGUAGAAAAGAUGCCAUCUGCAUCCUGUGACGCACUGCUGGAUGACAUAGAAGAUAUCGUGACACAGGGUGACUCAAAGCCACAGGACAGGCAUUUUGCCAGAAGGCAUGUUAUUCCAAAGGUUCGAAAACGAAAUACCCAGAUGUGUUUGCCAGAGGAAAACAACCCACCAAGUGACAGCACUAUCCCAGGCAUACAGAAAAUUUGGAUACGAACAUGGGGUUGUUCCCAUAAUAAUUCAGAUGGAGAAUAUAUGGCUGGACAGCUAGCUGCUUAUGGAUAUAAAAUUACAGAAAAUGCAUUAGACGCAGAUUUAUGGCUUCUGAAUAGCUGCACUGUCAAAAACCCAGCUGAAGACCACUUUAGGAACUCAAUUAAAAAAGCCCAAGAGGAAAACAAGAAAGUCGUGCUAGCUGGAUGUGUUCCUCAAGCCCAGCCUCGUCAGGACUACCUUAAGGGACUGAGUGUCAUAGGGGUUCAGCAGAUAGAUCGUGUGGUAGAAGUUGUGGAGGAAACCAUUAAAGGUCACUCAGUGAGACUGCUGGGCCAGAAAAAGGAUAAUGGAAAACGCUUAGGGGGAGCUCGAUUGGAUUUGCCAAAGAUUAGGAAGAAUCCAUUGAUAGAAAUCAUUUCCGUCAAUACUGGGUGUCUCAAUGCCUGCACCUACUGUAAAACUAAACAUGCCAGAGGAAAUUUGGCCAGUUAUUCGAUUGAUGAACUAGUAGAUAGAGCCAAGCAGUCAUUUCAAGAGGGUGUUUGUGAGCUAUGGUUGACCAGUGAAGACACGGGGGCUUAUGGCAGAGAUAUUGGCACCGAUCUUCCCACACUCCUGUGGAAACUCGUUGAAGUGAUUCCUGAAGGAGCGAUGCUGAGGCUGGGCAUGACAAAUCCGCCCUAUAUUUUAGAGCAUCUGGAGGAAAUGGCGAAAAUCUUAAAUCAUCCCAGAGUCUAUGCCUUUCUGCACAUACCCGUCCAGUCUGCCUCUGACUCUGUCCUCAUGGAAAUGAAGAGAGAAUACUGUGUGGCUGACUUCAAAAGAGUAGUGGAUUUUCUGAAAGAGAAAGUUCCUGGAAUAACUAUUGCUACAGACAUCAUCUGUGGUUUUCCUGGAGAAACAGAUCAAGAUUUUCAAGAAACAGUGAAACUUGUUGAAGAGUACAAAUUUCCAAGUCUUUUUAUUAACCAAUUUUACCCAAGACCGGGAACUCCUGCUGCAAAAAUGGAACAAGUUCCGGCACAAGUGAAAAAGCAAAGAACGAAAGACCUUUCUCGAGUAUUUCAUUCUUACAACCCAUAUGAUCACAAGAUUGGUGAAAGACAACAAGUGUUAGUAACAGAAGAGUCUUUCGAUUCCAAGUUUUAUGUUGCACACAACCGAUUCUAUGAGCAGGUAUUGGUACCGAAGAACCCCUCCUUCAUGGGAAAAAUGGUCGAAGUGGACAUUUAUGAAUCAGGAAAGCAUUUUAUGAAAGGGCAGCCAGUAUCAGACGCCAAAGUCUAUGCACCAUCCAUCAGCAAACCAUUAGCAAAGGGAGAAGUCUCCGGCUUAACAGAGGAAUUCAGAACCCGGUGGGGGAAGCGCUUAGAUUCACUCUGCCACACCUCCGCAGUGAGUCCUGGAGAUUCACUGAGUUCCAGAAUGGAGCCGUGGACACAGAGGGUGCAGAAAGAUGGUGCAUUCAAGAUAUCUGUGGGCCUGACUCUGCUGGCUCUUCUGUUUGCAUUUUUUAUCAAGGUCUAUAAUUAG
Chrysochloris asiatica (Cape golden mole) is the source of this 1793-nucleotide messenger RNA. It is a transcript of the gene CDKAL1, whose product is annotated as CDK5 regulatory subunit associated protein 1-like 1. The transcript has 15 exons. The record is from RefSeq and is a predicted model, not a curated record. The coding region runs from base 45 to 1793 and encodes 582 amino acids. Gene Ontology annotation, molecular function: 4 iron, 4 sulfur cluster binding; tRNA (N(6)-L-threonylcarbamoyladenosine(37)-C(2))-methylthiotransferase activity. Gene Ontology annotation, cellular component: endoplasmic reticulum. Lineage: Eukaryota; Metazoa; Chordata; Mammalia; Afrosoricida; Chrysochloridae. Gene Ontology annotation, biological process: tRNA methylthiolation.